AUGGAACCCCAUGGUCGGAAACCGAAAGCUACCGUCGGUGGCUUGAACCACAGUUCAGUCGCCCGCGACGACUAUAACGCGUAUCUCGACGCUGUUAAACGAGCCUUCAGCGACCAGCCUGCGAUCUAUGAUGAGUUUCUGUCGACUCUGAGGCAGUGGAAUCAAAAUGAAUUUUCAACCGACAUACUUUUGAAACGAAUCCGCGAGAUGCUAAAAGGACAUAGCGAUCUUAUCCAACGAUUCAAUGUCUUCCUUCCAGAAGGUGUCACUAUGGAUGCCAGCACUUCCACACGAAACGAUGCAAGAGCGUCAACAAUACAGAAGCUCGAUACCAUGUACCGCACCAUCAGACUCACAGAGAAAGUCCUGAGCCGUUGUGGGCAGAAUGUUUACGACGAUAUGUUCUCCAUUCUGUCUGCCCACUAUCAUCGUGAAGUAGACCAGGAAACCACGACGAGGAAGCUCACUUCCUUGUUAACCAAUCAAGCAGACCUUCUUGAUAGUCUUCUCUACAUCAUAGGGAGCGAUGGAGACCCCAUGUUGGCGUAG
Messenger RNA from Psilocybe cubensis, 549 nucleotides. RefSeq lists its product as uncharacterized. Gene Ontology annotation, molecular function: transcription corepressor activity. The coding region runs from base 1 to 549 and encodes 182 amino acids. The record is from RefSeq and is a predicted model, not a curated record. The transcript is spliced from 3 exons. NCBI's taxonomy places the organism in Eukaryota, Fungi, Basidiomycota, Agaricomycetes, Agaricales, Agrocybaceae. Gene Ontology annotation, biological process: regulation of DNA-templated transcription.